Suillus discolor is the source of this 1708-nucleotide messenger RNA. Its product is annotated as laccase. Lineage: Eukaryota; Fungi; Basidiomycota; Agaricomycetes; Boletales; Suillaceae. Gene Ontology annotation, molecular function: oxidoreductase activity; copper ion binding. The record is from RefSeq and is a predicted model, not a curated record. The transcript has 12 exons. Bases 1 to 1641 code for a protein of 546 amino acids.
AUGUUUAUUCUGUUUCUGGUCGUUUCUCUCAUCUCAUCGAUUAAUGCUACAUCCAUAGUAUCUCGCUCAGAGUCCUACCCACUAUCUCAGCCCGCUGUACAUGGUCCCAAAACUAGAUUAGUCAUAGGUAACGGACGCAUCGCUCCUGAUGGAUACAAUGUCGAAGGCGUCAACCGUUCAACAACUCUCGUCGAUGACGCAUUUCCUGGAACUUUGAUCACAGGCCAGAAGGGAGAUCACUUUGAUAUUGAUGUGGUCAACAUGCUCAGCGACCACUCGAUGUUCAAUGUUACCAGUGUCCACUGGCAUGGCAUCAACCAGUAUAAAACGAACCAUGCCGAUGGGACGUCCGACAUCACACAAUGCCCCAUUACGCCAAACCACUCAUUUUUAUAUUCUUUCUCCGCCCAGAACCAGGCGGGCACUUUCUGGUACCACAGUCAUUAUUCUGUUCAAUACGCAAAACAGUGCGAUGGUCUCAGGGGACCCCUGAUAAUCUAUGACCCUGAAGACCCUUUGGCAUACAUGUACGAUGUCGACGAUGCAAGUACUGUGAUCACGCUUGCCGACUGGUAUCAUGAUGCAGCCCCCAAAUUGCGCGGCAAUAUAUCUUACGCCGAUUCUAUGCUCAUCAACGGAGUCGGUCGUUAUCAUGGUGCUGAGGGACGCCGGACUAAGCCUGCUGUGAUCACUGUCACGCCAGGAAAGCGAUAUCGCUUGCGCCUGAUUCAAAUGUCAUGCGAAGCUAACGUUCAAUUCUCCAUCGAUGGCCACAACUUAACUAUCAUCGAAGCAGAUGGAGAGCUGACGGAACCUCUGGUAGUAGACCAACUCCAAAUUUUGGCGGGUCAGCGUUACUCCGUGGUUCUAGUAGCCGAUCAGCCAGUGGAUAACUACUGGGUACGCGGUAUUCCCAACUACAAUCAAACCUAUAAUGGCUCUGCUAUCCUACGCUACCAAGGUGCCACAGAGGCCGAACCGACUACGGUCGAUACCCCACCUACGAACCCAUUGCAAGAGACCAAUUUGCAUGCUCUAAUAAAUCCCGGUGCUCUAGGCAUUCCAGAGUAUGGUAAAGCAGAUAUCAACAUUACCCUCGAGGUUUCCUUCGAUAAUUCAACUUUCCAAUUCCAUGUCAAUGAUGCCACAUUCGAAUCCCCUCCUAGUCCUGUUCUAUCCCAAAUUCUUGAAGGAACAAACGCUUCUCAGCUGCAACCACACAAGAGUGUAUAUGCUCUCAAGGCCAAUCAAGUGAUAGAGUUGACGAUAAAGAUGAUAAACGCUCCAGGUGGACCUCAUCCCAUGCACCUCCAUGGGCAUUCAUUUGAUGUCGUACAGAGCGCAGACAGCAGUACCUUCAAUUAUGUGAACCCUGUUCGCCGCGAUGUGGUCAGCGCUGGGAGCGAUGGGCAGCAAACGGUGAUCCGAUGGGUCACCGACAAUUCUGGUCCCUGGUUCGUGCAUUGUCACAUUGACUGGCACCUUGAUGAAGGCUUUGGGGUGGUAAUGGCGGAAAGCCCCUGGGAUACUCCCGCACAUGUGAGCCCCGUGCCAGACGAAUGGAAACGCUUAUGUCCAAUCUAUAACGAAUACAUGAGACCCACCCUGACAGGAUCUGAGGGAGAUUUAGAUCUUGAUUGAACAACCGCCAAUGUCAUGUUAGUGGAAGGAGCACUUUCGUUCUACUCAAUAACGAUGUUAUUUGACC